Molecule: messenger RNA, 378 nt
Organism: Lymnaea stagnalis (great pond snail)
Lineage: Eukaryota; Metazoa; Mollusca; Gastropoda; Lymnaeidae
Source: the annotation of a GenBank genome assembly
UACCCCACCCAUAUUGCAGUGACGGCAGUCGGUGAGGUUGUCGUGGCAGAUACCGGAAACCACCGGUUCGGAGUUUUCUAUGGUCCUCAGUACAUGGCCUUUGAUUUUUAUGGAGAGCUGGGCAGUGAACAUGGCCAGCUUUUCUAUCCUUUAGGAUUGGCCACAGAUGAAAAUCGCCGCCUGUACGUCUGUGACGCCAAUAACUACAGAGUGCAAGUGUUUGACAGGAGCUUCAGAUUUCAGAGCUGUCCCAUACAGCGGACUUAUCUCAUGGGAAAAUCGGUGUCUCAAGACGUCAAACCCGUGGACUGUGCUAUAAAUAACAAGCAGAAGUUGGUGGUUCUGUUCCGAGGCAGAGGUUACAUUUCCCUUCAGGUA